UUUUGAAACUCAGAUCUGCGCCGGACACUCCCACGCUACACGCUCCUAUCGUUACCUCCAUUCACGCGCUCUUUCAUUUCGUCUUCGUCACAGAAGCAAAGAGACAUAAAGAGUAUAGAGAGAAGAAAAAGUAACAUUUCCCAAACCAAACUAGGGUUAGGGUUAUCCCUAAUCCGCAUAAAGUUUUUUUUACACGCUCUAUUCUUGCUACUUAAUUAUCAAAUAUGGGCGCACCAACAGACUCAGCCCUCGAUCUCGAUGAACAGAUCUCGCAGCUCAUGCAAUGUAAGCCACUUUCGGAGCAGCAGGUCAGAGCAUUAUGCGACAAGGCAAAGGAAAUAUUAAUGGAAGAAAGCAAUGUCCAGCCUGUAAAAGCCCCUGUUACAAUUUGUGGUGAUAUUCAUGGGCAGUUUCAUGAUCUUCAAGAACUUUUUCGAAUUGGGGGGAAGUGUCCGGAUACAAACUACUUGUUUAUGGGAGAUUAUGUGGACCGUGGGUACUAUUCUGUUGAAACUGUUACGCUGUUGGUGGCUUUAAAAGUCCGUUACCCCCAGCGGAUUACCAUUCUCAGGGGAAAUCAUGAAAGUCGCCAGAUCACUCAAGUUUACGGGUUUUAUGACGAAUGUCUGAGAAAGUAUGGUAGUGCUAAUGUUUGGAAGAUCUUUACAGACCUUUUUGACUAUUUUCCAUUAACUGCUUUGGUGGAGUCAGAAAUAUUUUGUCUGCAUGGUGGGUUGUCCCCAUCAAUUGAAACCUUGGAUAAUGUAAGAAACUUUGAUCGUGUACAAGAGGUUCCUCAUGAAGGGCCCAUGUGUGAUUUAUUGUGGUCUGAUCCAGAUGAUCGAUGCGGUUGGGGUAUCUCGCCACGUGGCGCUGGAUAUACUUUUGGUCAGGAUAUAUCUGAACAGUUCAACCAUACAAACAGCUUAAAAUUGAUUGCUAGAGCUCAUCAACUGGUUAUGGAUGGAUUUAACUGGGCGCAUGAACAAAAGGUAGUUACUAUAUUUAGCGCCCCAAAUUAUUGUUAUCGCUGUGGGAACAUGGCAUCAAUCUUGGAAGUUGAUGAUUGCAAGAAUCAGUCAUUCAUCCAGUUUGAGCCAGCUCCAAGGAGAGGAGAACCUGAUGUUACCCGUAGAACGCCUGAUUACUUCCUCUGAAGCUGCUACAUUCCAUAACUGAUUCAAGAUACUCCGCUUUUCGGCCUCUCCUCUCCCCCUUUACAUUGUCAGGUAGUUGCCGAUCCUUUACAGAAAUCUUUUGCAUCUACUGUUCUUUUGGUGAUUUGGGGGGUACCAAAAGCAUACAUGGGAAUGGGUUGGGUUAUGAACUUAUGAUCUAUAAAUCCUAUCAUCGAGUUGAUCAAUUUAUCUUACACUUGGAUAUUCUGUUGAAGAGAUUGUCAUAGCUGGUGAAACUCUGACACUAUCAGAAUGUAAAUUUUUGUGUUUGUUUUUGAUUACCUGUUCUCUUUUUCUUUGGCUUUAA
Messenger RNA from Gossypium raimondii (Peruvian cotton), 1485 nucleotides. Its product is annotated as serine/threonine-protein phosphatase PP2A-4 catalytic subunit. Gene Ontology annotation, cellular component: cytosol. The transcript has 11 exons. Gene Ontology annotation, molecular function: protein serine/threonine phosphatase activity. The coding region runs from base 225 to 1157 and encodes 310 amino acids. Gene Ontology annotation, biological process: mitotic cell cycle; peptidyl-serine dephosphorylation. The record is from RefSeq and is a predicted model, not a curated record. NCBI's taxonomy places the organism in Eukaryota, Viridiplantae, Streptophyta, Magnoliopsida, Malvales, Malvaceae.